CAGGCCCUGCUGGACCCGGCGCCGUCUCCUCCUGCCUGUCACCCGCGGUCGCCUCGGGCGGGGACCGGUGCCCUGGAGCGCAAAGCCUGACGCUCCCCGGUCCCCCCCCUCCCCUCCCCCAUCUCCCACCGCCCAGUCCCCCGGCAGCGAUGAGACAGAGCGGCGCCUCCCAGCCCCUGCUGAUCAACAUGUACCUGCCAGAUCCCGUCGGAGACAGCCUCUUCAAGGAAGGGAAGAGCCCCGGCUGGGGGCCGCUGAGCCCCGCGGUGCAGAAAGGCAGCGGGCAGAUCCAGCUGUGGCAGUUUCUGCUGGAGCUGCUGGCGGACCGCGCGAACGCCGGCUGCAUCGCGUGGGAGGGCGGCCACGGCGAGUUCAAGCUCACCGACCCGGACGAGGUGGCGCGGCGCUGGGGCGAGCGCAAGAGCAAGCCCAACAUGAACUACGACAAGCUGAGCCGCGCGCUGCGCUACUACUACGACAAGAACAUCAUGAGCAAGGUGCACGGCAAGCGCUACGCCUACCGCUUCGACUUCCAGGGCCUGGCGCAGGCCUGCCAGCCGCCGCCCGCGCACGCCCACGCCGCGGCCGCCGCCGCCGCCGCGGCCGCCGCCGCCCAGGACGGGGCGCUCUACAAGCUGCCCGCCGGCCUCGCCCCGCUGCCCUUCCCCGGCCUCUCCAAACUCAACCUCAUGGCCGCCUCGGCCGGCGUCGCGCCCGCCGGCUUCUCCUACUGGCCGGGGCCGGGCCCCGCCGCCACCGCCGCCGCCACCGCCGCUCUCUAUCCGAGCCCGGGCUUGCAGCCGCCGCCCGGGCCCUUCGGCGCCGUGGCGGCCGCCUCGCACUUGGGGGGCCAUUACCACUAG
Messenger RNA from Lepus europaeus (European hare), 863 nucleotides. RefSeq names its product FEV transcription factor, ETS family member (gene FEV). The transcript has 3 exons. Lineage: Eukaryota; Metazoa; Chordata; Mammalia; Lagomorpha; Leporidae. Bases 150 to 863 code for a protein of 237 amino acids. The record is from RefSeq and is a predicted model, not a curated record. Gene Ontology annotation, molecular function: DNA-binding transcription factor activity, RNA polymerase II-specific; sequence-specific DNA binding. Gene Ontology annotation, biological process: regulation of transcription by RNA polymerase II; cell differentiation. Gene Ontology annotation, cellular component: nucleus.